This is a messenger RNA of Penicillium antarcticum, 1290 nucleotides long. RefSeq lists its product as uncharacterized. Gene Ontology annotation, molecular function: transcription cis-regulatory region binding; DNA-binding transcription factor activity. The record is from RefSeq and is a predicted model, not a curated record. Bases 1 to 1290 code for a protein of 429 amino acids. Gene Ontology annotation, biological process: positive regulation of transcription by RNA polymerase II. Lineage: Eukaryota; Fungi; Ascomycota; Eurotiomycetes; Eurotiales; Aspergillaceae. The transcript is spliced from 5 exons. Gene Ontology annotation, cellular component: nucleus.
AUGCCACGACCACUUCAACACAAUCUGAAAGGCGAUGGCAAAAGACCCAAUUGUUCGCCCUGUCAACGAAGCUCCCGGGACUGUCGCUGGAUCCAUGACACCGAUACAGCCGCUUCGCCUACAGGCUCUUCGCAUCAAGUGGCCCCUUUGAGUUCAAUUGACCACGUUACCGAUUACCCUUCAACCCAGGAUCCUGAAUAUGCUCUCCGCCAUGUACAAGUUGCGAAGCUGUAUCGCCAUUAUAUGGAUCAACUAGCUGCAUGGUAUGAUCUGAACGACAGCAAGCGCCAUUUCAAGGAUGUAGUUCCUAUUCGAGCGCGAUAUAAUCCAUUAUUACUCAGUGCUAUCCUCGCUUUUGCUGCUGCUAAUCAACACCGUACUCUUGGAGAUAACGUCUAUCUAGGGAUCGCCGAGUUUUAUCACUACGAUAGCGUUCGGAGACUGAUAUCCGUGACCAAGAAUGUGGAUCAACUUCCCAUCGGGGAGACGUUAGCCGCCAUCUGUCUACUCCGUUCUUUUGAAAUCAUAACACAAAAUGGCAGCUCCCAAAAUCAUUUGCAAGGAUGUUAUUCAAUCCUGGCUAGCCGGGAAAUUCACCUCGCAGCAGACCUACUCAGUGCUGGCUACUGGAAUUAUCUACGCGAAGACAUCACUGUAGCAUUGAUUGAGCAACGCAGUCUCAUGAUCAGCCUUUAUGAUCAAACUGGACCUCCGGAACCCACCGAUGACGCAGACUUUGCUAACCAGAUCACCUUUCUUUUGGGGAAAAUCAUCAACCGAUGCUUAUCCAUUGAUUCUCCCGCCUUGGACCCGCUGGAAUGGCAAGCCAUAAAGGUGGAUCUCGAUAACUGGAAACUGUCUCUUCCUUCAUCCUUCGACACGAUAGAGACCCCGGAACUACGGGCGCAGAGUAGUUUCCGAUCUAUAUGGACGCUGCAAAGCUGGCAUACAUCGACACUUCAUUAUUACCAUACCGCCAUGGGAAUCCUUUGGCUAGCCCAACCAACAGCUCGGCCAUUAAAAGCAUUGCAACGAAUACAAGAUCUCGAAAGCUUGCAUCAAAAACUCGAAUACCAUGCGACUCAGAUAUGUGCUUUGGCGUUUUCAAGCGAUUCUGCUGCUGUGUGGGUCAAUGCUUUCGGUCCGAUAACAUUCUGUAGUUCCUGGCUUCGCGAUACUCAAAAGCGCAUGGAAAUAGCAGAUGAGAUAGGAAAAUGGGGGGAAAUUACGGGCUGGCCGGUUACACUUAUUGCAGACGAGCUGUCUGCGCCUACGGCCACUAGCACCUAA